GAUCCAUCAAAAUUAUUUCUGCUACAGUCCGUAUACUGUAUUGUGUGCGUGAGGACAUGCAUCGAUUUAUCCAACUUCUCGGAUGAUGCUCUGUGGCCACCGAAAAGAAUAGCGUCUUUGCAUCAUGGCGGAUUGGCUAUUCGGAGUUCAACAACACAAUAUCGUGGAUUCGCUUUACCUGCUCCAAAAGGUUCUUGAGUGUGGAGUGAGAUGGAUGCACGUGGCCAAAUUAUCCCCGUGGCAACUGCGCCCCAACAACAGCAGCAACAGCAAUCGUAUCCGUUAAACGUGAUUCACUCUAGCAGACGGGAUGUGAGAGUCAACGGACAGCGACAGCCCAUCCUGCUGCCAACGGUAUUACCAAUGCAGACUCAUGCAGUUCCAAUGGGGAUCACAAACCGCGUGCAAAUUCAGUACGCUCAAACGGCACCGCAGUACUUGAACAAACAGAAGCGCGAAGAGCCACCAUCCGUCCGAUCGCUACCGUAUCGGUUGGAUGGGUGGCGCAACAGCAAUCGACAGCAGCAUCAUGCAUUUCGCGAUUCUGGAAUCGUGAAGAUCAACGAUAACGGUAUGUGUAAGAUCGACAUGACGCGGCUAAUCAAUCGAAGACUGUUGAACCAAGGAGGCGGCGCGGGACCGCUGCCUCCACCACCACCUGUGGUAAAGCUACGACCAGCCGCCAAUCUUCGUGCACGGCGGACGGUACCUAACAAUGGCGACCAGCAGUUACUGGCGACGGCGGGCAUUUCGGAUCCGGCGCUCCAGAAAGUAUUCGUGGACCUGUUCGCAGCGGCAGCCGCCGCCACACGACACCAUGAACAACAGACGGCGGUCAAGUUUUCCAUCUUCCGCAGCGUGGAACUGAUGGCGCAAAGCUCUUGCCGUCGGAUGAAUUGAUUGACUUUCGGGAAACGCAUCACGCAGGGUCGUGAUGCAUCACGACGAAGCAUCGCAAAAUGGUGAAAUUUUGUGAAAGAUAAAUAGUAAGGAUAAGCGUUUGCUACCUGCAGCAAAGAACUACGCAACUUAGACGUACGUUUCACUUCAACGAAACGAACCGAAAACAGAAAUGUUUUUAGAAAUUUGAAUUUUUGGUGUGAAAAAUAUUACAAUCGAGAAUGAGGGUUUUAAUAUCGAUAUAGAACAGGAAUCCAACUCAGUAAUACAGUUGUUUCCUUUACGAAUGCACCGAGGUGCAAUAUGAAUAGUGAAGCGAUAUAAUUUAAAUGCGUUUGAAACCUCGUAACCGAUUGAAUCGCUUACGAAAAGAAAAUUUUACAAGUUACUGGAAUCCAGGCAUGUGGGACGAUCCCCUGUUUCAAAAAGAAGAUACAAUAGUCUCUCGAUACUACAAGCGGAAUCGUCGCCGUAAAAGACUUUUUAAUAAGACGAUUGCGACCAAAACCACUGCGUCCUUAAUAAAAGAGUUAGGAAUCGAUGAUGAUAGAUGCUAAUCGUUUGAACUAGGUGACCAUCGAAGCGCCAAGGAUUUCCUAUAUAUUUUCCGAUUAAUAUGAUGUUUUUGAUCAUAAAUGCGAGGAAGAAUAAUUAGCACAGAUUAAGCGACAGAACGAUAGUAUAGUUAGUAACAUUUAAAAAAAUAGUUCAAAAAGGAUGCUUAACAGAAUCGUUACAAAUGGUUAAAUUAAUUUCAGGAGAAAGUUAAAUAGUUAAAUUCAAAUUUAUCUUGAAAUAAGCCCGAGUUGGGAUUUUUGGAAACGUUCGUUUAAAGCGAUAGAAUCGUAUGCAAACGUCUAAAGAAUACGGAAGUACAGGUAAGGGAAAUUCCGAUUAACAAAGGGUAACAUUUGGGAAAUACACUACUGA
Molecule: messenger RNA, 1830 nt
Organism: Anopheles darlingi
Lineage: Eukaryota; Metazoa; Arthropoda; Insecta; Diptera; Culicidae
Exons: 3
Coding region: 211-900 (229 amino acids)
Source: RefSeq, a predicted model, not a curated record